AUGAGGCAUUCCACCCUGUAUAGUGUCCCUAAACUACCAAACUAUUAGAAUCGCAUCUUCUUAAAAAUUUAAUACCUCCCUCUGUGGCGAAGCUAUUAAUGAGUAAAAACACGCAUGCAUUUGCAUUGGGAAGUUAUCCGUUAUAUCAGUUGACCGUUUUCUGGGAAAAACAAAGUUUUUUAUCUCGACGUGUCAACACACAGCCAAUAGCAAACCGAUAUAUGGAUACACACCCGAUGUCAUGAGACAGUUCAUUGUAUAGCUUAAUUAAUGCACGUGCAAUUAUCUUUUCUGAGAAGGUUAUUCUUUGUCGGGCCUGUGAAUUAAGACAAGAUUCUACAAUAUGGUUUCGGUGCGGUCGUUUUGCUGCUGGUCAAUAUUGUUCUUAGCCGUAAUGGUACAGUCUAUCAACGACAACUUGACAUUGAGAAGGCCAGUUAACCGAAGAAGCAAACGUAUCUUACCGCCGUUCGCGACAGUUAAUACCAAAGAUCCGCAAUGCGCUCUGUUGAUGAAUGAGAGUGGAAUUACAGAAGUUAUUAAACUCGUACAGCAUGAGCUUGUUAACAUAGUGGAUCUUUCCUUCUCGACGAGUUCCAACAACAGGCUGUUAGCGAACAAGCAAAUAGCAAUAGUGAAACCCAUUGGUGAACAAAUUUUGUAUGCGCUUGAUAUAAAUGACUACAACUACGCUAUGUGGUCCUUGAAUGUCGGCCGGAGAAGCUACAAUUUAAAUGUUAGGGAAGAUCCAGAGGAAUGUUUGGGAGACUCUUACGACUAUGUGGUUGCGAAUACUUUUAAACGAAUCGUUCUCCGAAUGAAGCCAAAUCCAACAAAUUACAAAAUCUGUUAUUUGCAAAGGACAAACCUUCGGAAAUCACGUCAGAUCUGCUGCCAUAUUACCAAUCCUGAUCCUACGAACUUUGAGUACAGAUGUCCCAAAAUACAGUCACAUCAUGUGUCUUUGACGAAAAGUAUCCGCUUUACCACAAGCUACAGGAAAGCCCAAUGUCUCCGUCCUCUAUUCUCUUUGAAAUUUUUUGGAGUGAACGCGGGGGUAUAGUAACCUUUAUUCGUAAGACUUCAUUAAUAUCGGUCUUGUCAUAUAUUAUCUACCACAGUUACAGAAGCAACCUACUAAAUAUUAUCGUACUUUUACCAAUGAUCGCCUUCCACGCUCUUGUAAUAUCUCCUCUCGCUGCCUUCCAAAUUGGAAAUAAGGGCGAUAAAGAGUUACUUAUCGAAAUACUUCAAGACGAAGGAUUUGUCGGGGGAGUCCCUUUUUUGAACCACUUGCCAUUCAACAUUAAGUCUUGGCGAAGAAAUGUUAGGGACGUAGAAAAUUUCAUUUUUACAAUCCCAAAUAAAUUUGUUAGACCAACCGUUAAGACAAUUCCAAAAUCAGUUGCACUAUAUGCAUGCUAUUUACUUAAAGUGGUACUCUUUGUUUUUUUCCUAUUACUUGCCCCAGCUAUUAUAUAUUUUUACGCGAUAUUAUUCCUGACGCCGCACCUCAUCAUGCAAAUUUUACAAUUUGAAUAUACCUAUCACCGAGAUAAAUAUUUCUACCCGUCACACUGCGAAAUGUUUGAUGUUUUGUGCGCAGUCCUUCUAUUGACAUUUACCUCCUAUACGUAUUAUAUCCUGGUUCUCGCUUCUCAGUCUUUCUUGUUGGGAUUGUUCUUAAAUAUUGCUUACUUCGCUCCCUAUGCUGCACCGCUUGCCGUAACCGCAUUCUAUUGCUGCACUUGUUGGAAGUCUAUGGAAAGAAAAUACUACUACUUGAAACAGCUAAUAUACGAAGAAUGCGGAAAAGAGGAAAUCAAUAAUAAUUCGAACCAACGUCUGCAACAAAACGAAAGGUUGUUACCCGUUGUGUCCAGAGAGCUUUACGAAAAUAUCAGAGAGAAAUUAUUACCCUACGAUACAAACUUGACUUGGCUUGGCUUAAAGAUUGGACUUUUGCUUGGAUAUUUGUAUUUCGUUCUUAUGGUGUUAGAUAUACUUCAUGAACACAAUUUUACAAUUCCUGCUCAAAUGUGGACAAUGAUUAGUGUCAGUAUCAUACCGUUUAUAUUCAAUACGUUAGCAUUGAAAGUCAGCGGUGGAGAAGGAAAAGAACCAUGGAUUAGGGUCCUAGAACUGAAUGUGAAAGAAAUGGUGCCUAAACUCUGGCAAACCGAUGGAACUCGUUCUCGACUAGCUCUUAGAGCUUUGGUAGUGAAGGAAAGCAGUUCAAACACAGUUUCUGUCGAUGUUGUUGAUUCUCAGGUAACACCAGAAGAGAAUGCAUCCAUUCAAGAUGCACAAAAUUCACACAAUGAAAUACAAUGCAAUAAUUCAUUUAACGUCGAAACAGAGAGAGUGGUUACCCAAUCUCCCGAGGGAAUGGUUACCCAAUCUCCCGAGGGAGUGGUUACCCAAUCUCCCGAGCCAUGCAGAGGUUAAUGGUAAAAGUGCACGACACAAUAACAAGCAGUAUGUAACGGCUAUGUGAUCGUUCUAAACAGUCAUCCUAUUUUAUUGUUUUUUAUUAAUACGACAAACAUUUUAAUGAACGGGUUGAAAACAUGUGGAAAAUGUGCAUGCGGAAAAUAUACGUAGUUGAGUUACUAACAUUCAGUAAACGAUGUGAUAUUAUUUGCAUCCCUAUAUCUAUCUUUAAUUUCAUAUCUUUAAUUAAGUAUAUGUCCAUAAUAAAAAUAUUGUAAAGGUAUGGAUCUAUAGUUUUGCAUGUGUCUUAAUAUCAUAUUUUGUGGUUGA
Dendronephthya gigantea is the source of this 2763-nucleotide messenger RNA. RefSeq lists its product as uncharacterized. The transcript is spliced from 2 exons. The coding region runs from base 934 to 2448 and encodes 504 amino acids. NCBI's taxonomy places the organism in Eukaryota, Metazoa, Cnidaria, Anthozoa, Malacalcyonacea, Nephtheidae. The record is from RefSeq and is a predicted model, not a curated record.